GCCUUAUGAUUCUCCAUUUAAAAGCUAAUUAUUUUUAUGGUUUCAGCUUAAGGUCACAUGCAUCCUACCUCCUAUUUCUAAUGAUCCAGAAGCUGAUGUUUGCAUGGAAGACGAAGCUAAUAAAGAUCUGGAUGACAUGGCCGAUUUAUCCAAGAGAGGUUAUAAGUUUAAAAUUAGAGAUUGGCGAAACAUGUCAGUAGACCUAUACGGUGCUAAUGAACAAAUAAGAAGAGCAUCUUUACUGUUUGGGAAUGGAGGGAUGAGUCAAGCUUCUUCUUCGUAUCAGGAGGAGUCUUUGGAAUCAAAGAUCAACAGAAUCAGCGAGAUGGUGGGAGAUAAUUUAAGGAUCAUGAACGAUCGUUUGUGUUUGAUUGAAAAAGACAGGAAACAGAUUAAAGAACGUGUGACAAAACUAGAGAAACUACAAAGAGUUACUUCAUAUGAAACUCCAAACAAUGAGACUGACACAACUCCAUUUCAUGAGACGGCUUCCAGACAAGGUGAAGCCAAUGCAGAUCAAGCAGAUGAACAACUUAACAAUGAGGAUACACGAGAGCCUAUGAAUGAGAUCACGAAAGAGACACCUGGUUCUCCAAUAGCUCAACAGAAUAUUGAGACUCCAGUCCUUACUCCAAUUCAGACGCAGCAGGAGACUCACGAGCUUAUGAAUGAGAUCAUUUCACCAAACAUUUCCGACACACAGCCAAAUACCCGAGCUCGCAGAAAUCUUUUAACAAAGCAAAAUAAGGUAUUACUUUCAUUAAAACCUUUAAUAAAUAUACAGCAACUAUCAAAAUGACUGGAUAUCCUUGAAUCUAAACCAUCACAGGAUGUAGAAAGCAGAGUUCAAAAUCCCUUUGAGAUCGGAGCAAAUGUGGAGAUUUCAUCACAAGAUGACAAUACUUGUCAUAAAUGGUAUCCAGGAAAUGUGUUGGCAACAUAUUUGGUUGAUGGGGUUGAGAUGGUGAAAGUUGAGUACUCCGUCCCGUCUCUGGACGAAAAGAAGAGGAAAAGGAGUGUUGAGACACGUGUAUCAAUUGACAGAAUACGUCCUCAACCACCACCUGAGAGAUCUGGAGCGAAGAAAAGUUAUGAGCUAAUGCAGGACGUGGAGGCGUUCGACAAUGGUGCCUGGUGCGCUGGAAAAGUUAAAGUCAUUUUGUUUGAUGGCUCGUGUUUUGUCUCUUUGAACAAUUCUAAAGAACAAAUUUACUUCAACCAUUCUGAGAUGCGAAAACCAAGAAAAUGGGUAGAUGGUGUUUGGGAGAUGACAAAAAAGGUAAAACAAAUGCCUUGGAUCACUUGAAUUGAAAAAUAAUGUCAUUUGUUUAAUAUCUUGGUAUUGAUUUUCAGAUGGAAGAAGAGCAGACGCAGAGUGUGAAUCCAAGUGAAGGAGAUGGUGAUAAAAAGGUAUGAAAUAUUUAUACAUCAUACUAGGAAUUAAGAUAUAAAUGUAUCUGAAUUUUUGUCAUUCAAAAAGGGGAAGGCGAAGGCUGUCGCUUGUAAGAAAAAUGAAGCAGCUGGUCCAUCAGAAGAUGGUGUUGGGAAAAUGGCAAAAGAGGUAAUAAAAAUGAAUAAGAUCCACUUGAAUUGAAGUUCAGGUCAAUAGUUUGAUAUAUCGGUUUUGUUUCACAGAUGGAAGUAAAGCAGGGUUAGAGUGUGAAACCAAGUCAACACGAUCAUGCAAAAAAGGUAUAAAAAAUAUUUUUACUUCAUAUUAGGAAGGCAUUCAAGUAUAAAGAUAAAAACGAUCCUGAAUUUUUGUCUUUAUUUUUAAUUAAAGGGGAAGCCUGAUGUUGGUAAGAAGAAGAAAGCAAAUGCUCAGCCAGUAGAUUUGCUUCAUUUUCUACAGCGAGAAGAGAAGAGGCCAAUACGACCUAGAAACCCUCCUAUACCUGUAACACCUGAGGUAAACCUUCCAAUUGAUCCAUUUGUGACACCUGAAUUUCCUCGGUUUUCAAGGCUUGCACACUGGAUGGAUCUACGGGGCAUAUAUCGUGUGUAAGCAACUUUUUGUCCUCGCAUAAAUAUUCCUAAUUUAUUUUGUAAAAGUUUUGAUUGAUACUAGUUAAUUUUAUCAACUACAGACCGUUUUAUAUCAAUGGAAAAAAAAUUGAAAAAGAGUUCUUUCAAAAAAUGGACGAUGCAGAAAACAAUCUCAACAAAGAGGUAAUCAACACUCUGUUCUGUCUUCUAUUUGAUUGUGUCAUAUGUUUAGGAAGAGGUUGAGUUGAGCUAUGCUAUAUGUCCAUGUUAUAGCAGUUCUACAUGAAGUUUCUAACUAUAUUGUUACAUUGGCAGCACAUAAAUAUUGCAUUUGAAAUGCUAAAUUGUAAGAGGGUUGAGCAAGGUGCUUGGUUCCGCAACAACAAUCUUCCAGCAGCAUGCUUUGUACCAGUCAAAUUCUUAGAAGUGGUUGGGUACGCUUAUGAAUCUGUCAGGAAGCCACAUAA
This is a messenger RNA of Brassica rapa (field mustard), 2453 nucleotides long. RefSeq lists its product as uncharacterized. The record is from RefSeq and is a predicted model, not a curated record. Lineage: Eukaryota; Viridiplantae; Streptophyta; Magnoliopsida; Brassicales; Brassicaceae.